Messenger RNA from Chiloscyllium plagiosum (whitespotted bambooshark), 513 nucleotides. The record is from RefSeq and is a predicted model, not a curated record. Lineage: Eukaryota; Metazoa; Chordata; Chondrichthyes; Orectolobiformes; Hemiscylliidae.
UCAGAGCAUUAUUUAAUGUCUCAGCAGUUAAGUACGAGCAGCAGCAGAAUGAGUGGUGAGGCAGGAGCUGGCAAGCCCUUGAAGGUGGGCUCACGUGUAGAAGUGAUUGGAAAGGGACAUCGUGGUACUGUCGCUUAUGUGGGUGCCACAAUGUUUGCCUCUGGCAAGUGGGUUGGAGUCAUUCUGGAUGACGCCAAGGGUAAAAAUGAUGGCACAGUGCAAGGCAAGCGAUAUUUCACUUGUGAGGAGAACCAUGGCAUCUUUGUUCGCCAGUCCCAGAUUCAGGUUGUUGAGGAUAGUGCUGACACCACUUCCCCUGAAACCCCACAGGAGCCCUCCUCUUCAAAGGUUCCUAAGCGAGAAAUGACAGAGACCCCGAAAACCAGCAAGACGCGUGGAACAAAGCCUAAAAAGACCCCAGCACUGAGAAAGGUACAGUUCAAUCUUUACCAUUCCCAACCUCUGCAUGCUUCAAACAGCAUGCUUUCUCCGUCUUAAAUAUUUUCUGCUUUU